This is a messenger RNA of Tinamus guttatus (white-throated tinamou), 1201 nucleotides long. Lineage: Eukaryota; Metazoa; Chordata; Aves; Tinamiformes; Tinamidae. The record is from RefSeq and is a predicted model, not a curated record.
GGUUUUUCUCGUGGGAUCACCACGUCUGUAUUUCAGGAUCCUUUCGUAGCGUUUCAUCUCGACAAGGCCCUGGUCAGCAAGUACAUGAGCCCGCUCUUGAUCGGGGAGCUGGCGCCAGAUGAACCCAGCUUUGAGCCCAGCAAGAAUAAAAGGCUGGUCGAAGACUUCCGGGAGCUCCGCGCGGCGGUGGAGAAGAUGGGGCUGCUCAACCCCAACCAGAUGUUUUUCAUGCUGUAUCUCUGUCACAUCCUGCUGCUGGAUGUUGCAGCCUGGCUCAACAUCUGGUAUUUUGGAUCAUCCACAGUGCCUUUCCUCUUCUCUGCGAUGCUUCUAGGCAUCGUCCAGGCCCAGGCUGGCUGGCUUCAGCAUGAUUUUGGACACCUUUCGGUCUUCAGCAGCUCCAGAUGGAACCACUGGGUUCACAAGUUUGUGAUUGGCCACCUGAAGGGAGCACCAGCCAGCUGGUGGAAUCACCUCCACUUCCAACACCACGCGAAGCCCAACUGCUUCCGAAAGGACCCCGAUGUUAACAUGCACCCCUUGUUUUUUGCCUUGGGAAAAACACUUGCUGUGGAGCUUGGUGUGAAGAAGAAGAAAUUCAUGCCUUACAACCACCAGCACAAGUACUUCUUCAUCAUUGGUCCCCCAGCUCUGCUGCCUCUUUACUUCCAGUGGUACAUUUUCUACUUUGUGGUACAACGGAAACAGUGGGCGGACCUGGCCUGGAUGCUGACCUUCUACAUCCGAUUCUUUCUCACCUACUCACCCUUACUGGGGGUGAAAGGUAUCCUGGGCCUUUUUCUGUUAGUCAGGUUCAUUGAGAGUAACUGGUUUGUCUGGGUUACACAAAUGAACCAUAUCCCGAUGAACAUCGAUUAUGAUAAGAAUGUGGACUGGUUCUCUACCCAGCUCCAGGCAACCUGUAAUGUUCAUCACUCCUUAUUCAAUGAUUGGUUUAGUGGACACCUGAACUUCCAGAUUGAACACCACCUGUUCCCCACGAUGCCUCGACACAACUUCUGGAAGGUGGCGCCCCUGGUGAAGUCCCUGUGUGCCAAACAUGGCAUUGAGUACCAGUGCAAGCCCUUGCUCACCGCCUUUGCAGACAUUGUGCACUCUCUGAAAGAUUCGGGGGAGCUCUGGCUUGAUGCUUAUCUCCAUAAAUAAAAAGCAGUGGAUCCUAGCAGAGGAAUUCCCCACC